Rubroshorea leprosula is the source of this 656-nucleotide messenger RNA. Lineage: Eukaryota; Viridiplantae; Streptophyta; Magnoliopsida; Malvales; Dipterocarpaceae. The record is from the annotation of a GenBank genome assembly.
UUAAGCCCAUCACAGGAAACCAAACCAAAACCCUUCCUCUCUCUCCCAAAACCUCCCCUUCUAUUUUCCACUCCCCAAAAUGUUGAGGUACGUGGCGAAAUCCGCCUCCGCCAAGCAGCUUCUCCGCCGGAGCUACUCUACCGAGUCUGUCCCCAACCGGAAAGUCGCCGUCUUGGGCGCUGCCGGAGGGAUUGGGCAGCCUCUUGCUCUUCUCAUGAAGCUCAACCCCCUCGUUUCCAGACUCGCUCUCUACGAUAUCGCCAACACCCCUGGCGUUGCCGCCGAUGUCAGCCAUAUCAACACCAGAUCUGAGGUUGCUGGGUACGUGGGUGAAGAACAGUUGGGGCAAGCUUUGGAAGGAUCUGAUGUUGUCAUCAUUCCAGCUGGUGUGCCAAGGAAGCCUGGCAUGACCCGUGAUGAUCUUUUCAACAUCAAUGCUGGGAUUGUCAAGAACCUCUGUACUGCAAUUGCUAAAUACUGCCCCAAUGCACUGGUUAAUAUGAUAAGCAACCCUGUCAACUCAACAGUCCCAAUUGCAGCUGAGGUUUUCAAGAAGGCAGGGACUUAUGAUGAGAGGAAAUUGUUUGGUGUAACUACACUUGAUGUUGUUAGAGCCAAGACUUUCUACGCUGGCAAGGCUAAAGUACCUGUUGCAG